Messenger RNA from Olea europaea var. sylvestris, 1103 nucleotides. Its product is annotated as transport and Golgi organization protein 2 homolog. Lineage: Eukaryota; Viridiplantae; Streptophyta; Magnoliopsida; Lamiales; Oleaceae. The record is from RefSeq and is a predicted model, not a curated record. The transcript has 5 exons. Bases 169 to 978 code for a protein of 269 amino acids.
GAUUGUCAAAGCUGGUGUACUGUACACAUAGAAAAACAAAAAUUUCCUUCCAAAAGAUGAUUCGGCUGGAAAAGGACGAGAAAACGCGGCAGUUCUCGUUACUCUCACGCUCAGGCCUCAUAGUGAUUUUGGUGAAUCGCCACUUGGACAUUUCAUGAACCAAGAAACAUGUGUAUAGCGGUGUUCAUUUGGAAUUCUCACCCACUCUAUCCGUUCCUUCUAUUGCUCAACAGGGACGAAUAUCAUACCCGGCCGACUUCGCCACUGGGAUGGUGGGAAGAUGGUGAAAUUCUCGGGGGAAGAGAUGGAGAAGCCGGUGGGACGUGGCUGGCUUGCACGAGGAACGGAAGGCUUGCAUUCGUUACGAAUGUGAGGGAAAUCAAAGCAAAUUUCCAGGGCAAGAGCAGAGGAGACCUCCCUGUUCGGUUCUUGAAGAGCAAAAAUAGUCCUAAAGAAUUUGCGGAUGAACUUAUGGGAGAAGCAGACCAGUACCAUGGGUUCAACUUGAUAGUAGCUGAUCUUUGCUCUAUGACCAUGUUGUAUAUAACCAACAGAACAAAGGACAAUGGCCUAUCAGUAAUAGAAGUUUCCCCUGGUAUUCAUGUUUUAUCAAAUGCAACGCUAGACACUCCAUGGCCCAAGGCUCAAAGGUUGAUGCAUAGUUUCAAGGACAUGCUGGAUAAAUAUGGUGAAGCUGAAAUUUCUAUUGAAGAGAUGACUGCAAAUCUAAUGAGGGACACUACAAAGGAUGAUGAAAGCAGACUGCCUCACAUUUAUCAUCCUGAAUUUGAAUGUCAAUUGAGUUCCAUAUUUGUUGAGGCAGAUACAUCUUUGGGACGUUAUGGCACAAGGAGCACGUCUGCAGUAGUCUUGAGAACAAGUGGGGAUGUGAGCUUUUAUGAAACACAUCUCCAGAAAGAUUUGUGGAAGGAGCAGACAAUUUGCUACCAUAUGGAGAAAGAGAAAGCUACACUUUAACUUGUUCAACCUGUAAGUUAAUCUACUUUGGUUACCCGAAUAAAUGCUUAGCAAAUGCAGAAUUAUGGAUGUUACAUUAGUAAAUAGAAAUAAAAAUCCGCGCAACAUUCAUGUCUCAAUAUAUA